Molecule: messenger RNA, 3882 nt
Organism: Candidula unifasciata
Lineage: Eukaryota; Metazoa; Mollusca; Gastropoda; Stylommatophora; Geomitridae
Source: the annotation of a GenBank genome assembly
AUGGAACCUAUUGGCAUCACUAUCCCCAAGACCCCAGAGAAACCUAAAGAGGAUGAGGAUAAGGUUAUUGAAAUUCCAAACAUGGACUCCCCUCUCUUCAAAGAUGUUCCCUCAAAGAAAAAAGUAGAAUCAUCCUCAGAUUCUUCAUCUUCUUCAGGAGAUAGCUCCUCUUCUGAUGACUCAUCCUCAUCAGAUGACGAUUCCGAUGAUGAGGAGGAGGAUAAGAAAGAUACGGAUAUCAUUGGCAACACUGAGAUGGUUGAAGAACAAGAUGAACCACCAAAGACCAGAACACCCAUUAAACUGACUAUCUCCAAUCUGGGCAAACCCUCGGCUAAAGUGACUUCAACAGCGUCCAGAGAGUUGAUUGAAAGCAAUUCAUCUGACUCGGACACUGAUGUUGAUGACCAUGAACUGCAAAAACCUGUCAAAGACACAGUGAUUCCAGUGAAGGAAAAUGUCUAUGUAAGCCCUGUGACAUCACACAUCAGCACGCUUCCACUACAGAAUGAUAUGAACAGCGAACCAGUGAAUGAUGUCAGCAAUGCCAACUACAAAAACAUGGCCGUGCUACAGCAGCCAAACCACAUAGAGCGCGACAUUCUCAGCAAAAAUCCAGGCGAUGUACGAGAACAUUGCAAGGAUGAAGAUUUACUUAGUGACUCAGUGGUAAACUUCCACAUACUCCCCACUGAGAUUUCACACUUUGCUAUUGCUAAUGAUAAAACUCUUGACUGUUCAGGCAGUGAAAAUUCCACAUCAAAUAAUAUACACGAAAAGAGUGGUUUUGCAAAAGACUCCACCAAAGACUCUUCAGAGAUAUUCAAAAAAGUGAAAGUAGGAACUGAAUCUGAAAAUUCUAGACAUCAACAAAGUGAAUUUCUCAAGAAGGAGGAGAUUUCAGCAGCUGUGACGGGAUUCCAAGAGCCGCCAUUGAAGAAAACAGACAUUAAAACAGAACUGAAUUCUGCACUGUUGAGAGAUAGCCUGGGGACUAAAUAUUGUCCAGAUGGUUUCAUUUUGGCUCCAACUCUCAGCAAGUGUCCACAGCAUCUCAAAGCUACAGUUAACAUCCCUCAGCCACUUGUGGGCUCGGACGUACUUAGACUGGACAAGGAUAAUGGUGUUUCACACAGUGAAGAAUCUUCACACAGUGCUGCUUUAGAUAAGACAGAUAUCCUUGAAUCCUCAGAGGAUGACAGCAAACAUGGCAUCACAAAUCAGAGUUCUCCACAAGUCAAUUCACUCAGGAGUAGUAGCCAAAGUCCAGCAACAGAUGGUGCUGUUGAGCACUUCUCAAGCAAAGAAAAACCAGACAGAGAGACAUCAGAGAAGAAAAAUGAUGUGUGUGAAAUCAAAGACCAGAAUCUCAAUAUUAAGAUAAGUAAUUCCAAUAAUAAGGAUGAUGACAAAUCUCUUGCCAUGACAAAAGCGGACGUCAGUUCAGUGGAUAGUGCUGCUAGAGUGACAACAGAAUCUCUCGUAACUGGCACCCUGAAGAGUCAAGAUACAACAGCGGUUCCUGUGCCAUUGUCCAGAAGCACAACCACCAAAAUGACAUCAGCUGUGUCAACGUUCACCACAAACAGUGGUAGUAUCACGAGUCCCGGCAGCAGGAGCUGCAGUAGUAGUAAAAGCAGUGGAUUUACCAACGGUAUCCCUGACAGUGAGAAUCCAUUCAUUACUUGGACCAAGUAUGAUAAUGAUAAUUCUGGGCCUGUAAACACAGCCUUGCCAACAUCCAGUCUUGUGCAGGCUCUAGCCCGGGCACCUUUUCCUCCUUUGGCUCUUCCAGGGGAGUCACCAAUUCCGCAGAUAUCUCCUCUUGGUGGGGCUGUGCCUCAGCUGUCCCCUUUAAGCCUGGCAGGAUUGUCGCCGGGGAGCAGUCAGAUUUCCAGGUUGUCUCCAGGCAGUCAGAUGCCUCGCUUGUCGUCCCCGACUUCCCACAGGCUGAGGUCAUCACCUGGCCACAGCGCCGUUCAGCAGCAGUUGUCUCCUUCCCUGGGUCGACCAGGACACUCAGCUUCCUGUGAUGGGAGCAAGCUUGGACAUGGGGAAGAUGGCAAGGUGAAAAGUGCACCCAAAAGUGUGAAAAGAACAUCUCGUUUGUCCAACAUCAUUGACAGCCUGCGGACAUCCAAGGAGAAGGAAGCAGCUGGGACCAGCCAGACUGGCAUGGAGCAGGGGAAGAAAGGCACCCUGGAUGUUUCAUUGGGCAGUGGCAAAAAGUCACCAUUACUUGAAUCACCCUCGGCCUCUGGGCAGAAGUCAUCCUUGUCAUCGACCUCGUCCUCACCAGUGUUUACAUCAACUCUUGCUUCCGACCAGAGAUCACAGAGUGAGCGGCUGUUCCGGGACAGCCUAGGAUUUCCCCAUCAGAUCAGUGUUGACACACAACACGCUAUCAGAUCCAGCCUGGACGCUGCAAGAGCUCAGACCAUAAACAACAGCUUCAAUGCUUUAAAGGAUGACCUGGAUAAGGGGAAGAAAAUGCUGGAAAAUUUAGAACUCAUGAAAAAUGGACUUUUGGAUCCUUAUAAGUCAGGGCUGUCGGAUCAGAAAUCCAGAAAAGUGGAUAACAUUCACACACAGAAUCGUUCCAAAACAUCUUCACUGUCGUUAAAUUCCUCCUCUGCUGCUGUGUCCUCUGCACCGUCUUCGUCAUCCAGGCCAUCAUCUCGUCAGUCUAGCAAACUCAGUAGUCAGACAUAUCCAUCAACAUCGCCAUCAUCAUCAACCGCUUCCUCUAGGCCUAGUACGGUUACCACUACCACUAGCAACAGCUUCAGCAGCACCAGCGGCACUAACAGCAUCAGCAGUGCUGCUAUGUUCCAGGCAGCUCCCUCUGCUGCUCUGGCUGCUGCCCACAUGGAGCUGAAUGCCGCCGCUGCCAACAUCCUUGCGUUCCAGCACAUGUACGGGAUGCAGGACCCUUACAUGAUGAAGACUUUGAUGAGCAACCCAUUGUACCUGCAGCGAAUGAUGGAGUUCCAGAAGCAGGCCAUGGAUCCUCUGAUGCUGCGGCAGCUGGAGAUGUUUGAAGCUGCAGCUGUGGCAGAGAAGAGCAAGAAUAAGGACCAGCAGCGGGCGGCCAUGAAUGCUCAGUCCAUUCUGUGGCAGGCACAAGCUGCAUCCAUCCUCCAGCACCAGCAGAUGCAGCAGUUUCAGCAACUGCAGCUUCACCAUCAGCAACAACUUCAACAACAGGCAGCCGCAGUGAGAGAGCGGGAAACCAGGGAGACCAUUGCAGCAAUCAUGGCCAGCAAGGGCAGUAACUUGAGUACUCACACCAACAAAUCCAGUGGCAGCAUUUCAACAGGGCAAUCAGCUAAAUCCCUGAUGGCAUCAGCCGUACCGUCACCAUCAACAUCUUCAACCAGCAAGAGACCACGCCCUUUAGUGCCCCAAUCUCCUUCGGACAUUUACUCCAGAGAUGGUGCCAGUCUGGAAAAGAAGCUGCGAUCUAGUCAUCCGACUUCUAGUCAUGUUUCAAACCAUAACAGCUACCACCCAACAUCCACAUCUUCCACCACCACCUCAUCCUCGUCUAAGCACGUGCAGAUGUCCAGCAAACCCUCGAGCUCCACAAGCAGCAGUAUUAAGCAACGCAGCGGCAGCAGCACACCAAGCCUGCAGUCCAAACAUGAGUUGUUUGAGUUGCCCUCUGCCCUGCAUCUGUCAGCUGCAACCUCGCCCAAUCUAUGGGGGUUCCCAACGAUUCUCCAGCCUCCAUCGGUGGAUAUGACUCGCAUGUCUCGAUACUUUGAGCGACCAGGUGAAACACCAUCUUCUUCUUCAUCUUCCGCUGGUCCUGUGGAGGCCGAAGCUGCUGGUGCUGAAGUUUUGGACCUUAGUGUGAAGCCAAGAACAGGCAAAACAUGA